Molecule: messenger RNA, 1266 nt
Organism: Helobdella robusta
Lineage: Eukaryota; Metazoa; Annelida; Clitellata; Rhynchobdellida; Glossiphoniidae
Exons: 1
Coding region: 1-1266 (421 amino acids)
Source: RefSeq, a predicted model, not a curated record
AUGGCCAGACGAGUAUCAUUCCUGUUGUUCAACGAGGUGGAUCAGAGUUACCAGGUUUAUAGCAACAUUUCUGACGAAGGACUUCCAAUCAAAUUUGUUGAAACAGUUACUGAACCAUCAACUGACGCAACACAAAGCGUGAAACGAAAGUCAAUAUUGAAAGAAUCAAGUAGAUCAGUUGAACGCACUGAGCCAGUGAAUCCCGAAUAUGAUACGACGAACAACGACGAUACGACGAACAACGAAAAAUACAUUCAUCCUUCCAACAAUUGUUCUACGUCAAAUAAUACAAAAGAGGCAUUGCAUUCAUUAUGCUGCUGCUGUUUAUACAGAGAAUGUAAAACCCUCGAGAACACGAGCAACAGCCAGCAGGAACGUACGACAACAAACAAAACAUCUUCAUCGAAACGUCUGUCCAACAUCAUCAACAAAAGAAGAAACAGCAUCAACCAUUCACUACUGAGAUGCUUCCAAGUUGUCACAAACGAUGGAAGUGAGGACAGCGAUGAUGGCAUUGAGGAAAUAACAUUCCCAUCUUAUGAAACUAGUUGUUCAUCGAGCUCUUCAGCUGACACCAAUGUAACAUCACUUGCGAGCUGUUCUUUUAUAAAUGCACAAUUAUUUGGAAAUAUCAAGUACAUAGACGACGAAGACAAUGAAAAUGUUCAAAGUCGUAUUGAGCCAACUUUUGAAAUCCUCUCAACAAGCAGUUAUUCAGGAGAUCAGGGCAUCGACCUCACUGGCGACACCACACCACAACAGAUCACUUCAACGUCACUCGACGCAUCCACAAGUAAUUUGAGCAACUAUUUCAGCGAUGCUUCAAACGCAUCCACACUUUCUUCAGCCACUUUACCAAGCAACAACACCUCGAACACAACUAUCAACUGCCUGAACUUGAAAGAAGGUUGUUACGAAGUUACUUGCGAUCCAUCUGGUUGUUUAGUUGAGGUCAUCUGCACGUCUCAUGAGUUGCAUUUCAAAUGUCCUUGCUGUUCAGCUGUUAAAACAAUGCAACCUGGACUCAAUUAUUACUACUUGUUGAAGCACAUCUUCGACGAAGACCAUCCUCAUAAGAUCAUGCAACAACUCAAGAACUGCAUCUGUUCAUCGGUUGAGGCUGACAAACAGGAGAACUACGAAACAACGAGAACAAAAAAUUCUCUGCCUAGAAGAGUGGCAAAAUCUCUUGUUGGUCGAUUUAGACGUUUGAAGCAACAGAAUGGUUCUGGUGCUAAGGUUUCACGGAAGCAAUGCGUUUUGUGA